CGCAACCCGGUUGAACUGGGGCUCCGGGUCGUUUGUGUGUGUGUGUGUGUGUGUGUGUGUGUGUGUGUGAGCGGACUCUGAAUCAACCGCAUCUAUUGUCGGGACGGGACUCUGGCGCUGGCCGCUCCGGUUCGGCUUCGGUCGGUGGUGCGAAGGAGAAGAUGGAGUUUUUAAUCGGAAACCUUUUCAGCACGCCGAUUGGCACUCGGAUUGAGCUCGCCACCAGCUCCAGCCUGCAGUCGGAGGACUGGGCCCUCACCAUGGAGAUCUGCGACCUGGUCAACGGCUCGGAGGAGGGGCCCAGAGACGCAGUCAAAGCAGUAAGGAGACGGAUUGUGGGCAACAAGAACUUUAAGGAGGUUAUGUACACACUGUCGGUCCUGGAGGCCUGUGUGAAGAACUGCGGCCACAGGUUCCACGUGCUGGUGUCCACGCGGGAGUUUAUCGAGGCCGUCCUGGUCCGGGCCAUCAUCCCCAGGAACAACCCCCCGCUGGUUCUGCACGACCGCGUGCUCAGCCUGAUCCAGGCGUGGGCCGAUGCGUUCCGCAGCUCCCCCGACCUGACCGGGGUGGUGUCGGUCUACGAGGACCUGCGGAGGAAAGGCCUCGACUUCCCCGUGGUGCAGCUCGACGGGAACUCAACCAGCAACCCCGAGGCGCGCAAGCAGAGCUUGCCUGUGAACGGGGCUCUGUCCAUCCCCCCCCACCGGCCCCCCUCCCAGCAGGAUCACCGUGUCUUCAGCCCCGACCAGGUGAAGAAGCUGAAGGCGGACAUGGGGGGGGUGCAGAGCGACCUCACCAUCAUGGCCGACAUGAUGAGUCAGCUGGACCCCGUCACCGCCGCUCACACAGACGUGGAGAGGCUUCAGCAGCUGUACCUGGUCUGCAAGGCGAUGCAGGACCGCAUCCUGGAGAUGGUCCCUCGUCUCAGCGAGGAGCAGCUGAUCGAGGAGCUGCUGGCGGUAAACGAUGAGAUGAACACCACCUUCGCCCGCUAUCAGAGGUUUGAAAGACAAAUGACCAACGGGGAAAGCACAACGCCAAAGACCCCCACUUAUGUCAACUUGACUGAACUGGGGCUGGCCAGCAACUCUGUCGACCAAUCAGACGUCUUUAACCAAUUCCCAGUUGAGGCUGUGUCCAGCCAGUUUGUUAACCUGAGUACCCGGGAAUCGGACUCGGAUGCAGAUUUUCCUCAAACAAACUCUGAAUCUCAUCUCAGAGGAAGUGAGCCGGGGGGAGAUGCUGUCCAGGGCGUGGCCAGCGCCCACGCUCACUGCAUCCAGACUCAUGGAAUGGACCCCAGCCGCAGCCUGUCUCCGUACUCUGACUGGAUGGUUAGGAGGGGAAUGAUUCCUCUCAACCAAUCAAACAUGAUGGACGACGUUGAGAAAUGGCUGGAUUACGAUGACGAGAAUGCUGACUUUGACGACUCAGAGGGCGUGACCAGUGCAGAGUUUGACAGGUUCCUGGCCGGCAGGGCCCAGGCUGCCGAGCGCCUGCCCUCGCUGCGGACCCCCUCCCUGGACCACAGCCCCCCCGGGACCUGCAGCCAAGACCCCCCCCACCUGGACCCCCUCUGAUGGACCUGCAGCCCAGACCCCCCCCCCCCCCCACCUGGACCCCCUCUGAUGGACCUGCAGCCCAGACCCCCCCCCCACCUGGACCCCCUCUGAUGGACCUGCAGCCCCUCCCCCCCCCCCCCACCAGGACCCUCUCAGACUUUCGAUGGCUGGCAAGAGGAACGGAAUCUGCUGCUAGCCAAUUAAAUGAGAAGAGUGUGUGUGUGUGUGUGUGUGUGUGUGUGUGUGUGUGUGUGUGUGUGUGUGUGUGUGUGUGUGUGUGUGUGUGUGUGUGUGUGUGUGUGUGUGUGUGUGUGUGUGUGUGUGUGUGUGUGUGUUGUAUGGAAUAAGUUAUUUUGGACCAAGAAUAUUUUUAACCAAUUGUGAGCAAGUACAAAUACUAUGAAUUAUUUUUUUUUUAACUAAAUUUGUUUCCUUUCUGCUACUGAAACAAAAACGAGCGUAUAUUAAUUCAAUGUCGUACGUCCCGACAAGUUGGGGGACAAGAUGGGGCUUACAUGAAGAGCAGGCACUGAAGCACUGCUCAUACAUGUUGUAGACCUUUUAAGUAGAGCGACGAUGACAAUUUAACUUACUUAACUUUGUCUGAGAAGGAUAUCCCAUUUUUACACGUCUGACACUAUAGAGUGUACUAUUAAACUGAUACUCGAGUAUUCAAUUAUACAUUUUCAUUCUGUGAGGGUUUGUCCAUUAGCCCUACAAGUGUAUGAUUAAAAAUGUAACGUAGUUUGACAUUUUAUAAGCUUAUGAACACGUAAGCGAGAAGUUUAAGGUGAGCCUAAUUCAUGGAGGGGUUGUGAUUGAAGAAAUAUGCUGCUGUUUCACUCGCAUUGCUGUUUUAUUUUCUGCUGGUUUUGUAACUUAGCUUGAGCAGUAGGGAUUGGUUCUGCACAGAGAAGAAGGUGAAGGUUCACCUCAACUCAAUGUUUGAAGAACCAAGCUUCUGCUGAUGGAUCCAGACACUGAUAGUCUGAAUCCUGCUGUCAUGUUGUGUAAUAAACUGUUCUGUUCUGCGUAUGCCAAUAAAAAGUGCCACCAUGUGCUCUGA
Messenger RNA from Gadus macrocephalus (Pacific cod), 2631 nucleotides. It is a transcript of the gene tom1, whose product is annotated as target of myb1 membrane trafficking protein. The record is from RefSeq and is a predicted model, not a curated record. Gene Ontology annotation, cellular component: membrane; endosome. NCBI's taxonomy places the organism in Eukaryota, Metazoa, Chordata, Actinopteri, Gadiformes, Gadidae. Gene Ontology annotation, biological process: signal transduction. Gene Ontology annotation, molecular function: clathrin binding; ubiquitin binding; phosphatidylinositol binding. The transcript is spliced from 16 exons. The coding region runs from base 162 to 1583 and encodes 473 amino acids.